Salvia splendens (bonfire salvia) is the source of this 879-nucleotide messenger RNA. Its product is annotated as dirigent protein 21. The record is from RefSeq and is a predicted model, not a curated record. The transcript has a single exon. NCBI's taxonomy places the organism in Eukaryota, Viridiplantae, Streptophyta, Magnoliopsida, Lamiales, Lamiaceae. The coding region runs from base 147 to 722 and encodes 191 amino acids.
UUUUUACUAUAUGCUAUUUUGUCAAUUUUGUUAUUUUUUUUUGAAAUUUCUUUAUAUUUGCCCCUUCUCAAAUUUCCAAUACAUAUAAUUUUGCCCCCGUUCAUUUAUAUUCCCGGAUCCGUCCCUGACGCAUUCAAUUUGCAGCCAUGGCCAAAGCACCAUUAACGUUCUCACAAAUCCUCCUCCUCUCCUUAGCCAUUUCCAUCCCAUCAUUAAACUCCCAAGAAUUCGCCACAAAACUCUCCAAGAGAGAGAUGGGGAUGAUCAAGAGAGAGGAACUAACUCACCUCCACUUCUACUUCCACGACGUCAUCGGCGGCAGCAAACCGACGUCCGUGGUGGUGGCGCAGGCCGCCACCACGGCCUCGGACCCCAACAGGUUCGGCGAGGUGCUGGUCGUGGACAAUCGGCUGACGGUGGGGCCGAACCUGAGCUCGAGGGCGGUGGGCCGAGCUCAGGGGAUGUACGCGUUGUCCGAUAUGGGCGACGCGGGGGAUUUAGUGGUGUUCAAUUUGGUGUUCGCCGAGGGGAGGUUCAACGGCAGCACGCUGACCGUGGUGGGGCGGGACGCGGUGCUAUCGGCCGAGAGGGAGGUGCCGGUCAUAGGCGGCACCGGGGUUUUCCGGUUUGCGAGGGGGUAUGCGAGGACGAGGACACAUUUGCUUGAUGUGAAAAGGGGAUAUGUUGUGGAGGAGUAUCAUGUCUAUGUCUUCCAUUAUUGAUUCUCAUGCUUAUGGGAUGUAUGUGUAUGUCAUAUUGUCAGUUUGUGUUACAACUUACAACUUACAACUUAUAUAUGAAUAUAAUGGAUAAUCUUGUACUCCACCUUGUUUGUUGUAGUCCGACAAAUUUAUAUGCUAUAAUUUGGUUGUACUAGAA